UUAAGACCGUAUAUAUUUAGCUUCCAGUCCUUCCUAAUUCCCCGAAACAUCAUUUUUACUGCGCUUCCGCACGGAAUAAACGAAACCCAGCGGACAGAAAUGCUAGGAAUCGGCCUAAUGGACAUCGUAUACGGCGUAAUCUCCUCCUUCAUGUUCCCCGGCUUCGUAACGCUGGUCUCUUUCCUGGUCGCAUUCAAGUUCUCGGUGAACCUGCUCCUGAAAUUCCUCUACUUGAGACGACUGGUGCACAUCUGCAACUCGGACACUUACUACACCGGCGGUCGAUCCAGCCACAACCUCAUCAAAUUCGUCUUCUUCUUGAAAGACAAACCCGGCGACCACGACUUGGUGAAGAACAUAAAGGACGUCGUCCAGCAGAGGGUCCUCAACCACCCCGAUAAAUUCGCGAAACUAUCCUCCUCUUACCACUCGUUUUUAGGUUACCCGUACCUCCUGAAAGAAGACGUCACACCGGAGGAUGUAGUGAGCGUGGUGGACAUGGAAGAGAAAGAGUACAAGUCGGUGCAGGAGGUGCUGUACGCCUACAGCGACAAACCCAUGCCCAGGAACGACACGCUCCCGUGGCAGAUCCUGGUGCUGAAGGCGUCGGUGGAAUGGAGGAAGGACCACGACAUGGAACCCCACCGGACGCCGGUGUUCAUGAGGUUCCAGCACUUCGUGGCCGAUCCUCUGUCCACCACGAACUUCAUCUACCAGUCCUUGGGCGAGAACAACGCCACCGUCGACCAGAUUCUGAAGAUCACGUCGAAGAAGAGGCCCGGCGUGGGGCUGUCGCCGUGGAACUUGUUGAGGAAUUUCUACGUGCUGCAGUUGGUGCCAGGUUAUCUGCUGGUGGGGUUGGUGUUGAGGUUGUUGACGAACGGGGGUGGUCCUUACCCGUGCAAAAGCGGCAAGCAUAACGUGGGCUACAAGGCGCUGGAUCAAAGCGAUAGGUCCUUUAAAUAUAUGAAAUUAGUGAGGGAGAAACUCGGAGAAACUUACCUCACUGUGAUACUCACAGCAGUAGCUGGAAGCUUCCAUUCGUAUUUCCAAAAGCUCAACAAGAAAAUGCCCCAUUCGAUCAAUGUAACUAUAGGAGCAGUAGAAGAAAUGAAACCGAUGACUACCAACGGCGUUCCCCAGUUGUUCAAUCAAUUCAUUUUGAUGGAGGUUAAGUUACCGAUCAAAGCCAGAUCGGGGUCGCUGCUGAAGAAACUCCACACCAUCAAAAAGGACUCCAAUAAGUUGGUGGAAAACUCCAAUUUCAGGAUAAAGAAUUUCAUAUUCGAUAACCUUCUGCAAUUGGUGCCGAAUCCUUUCAAGAGAUUCCUGUUUCCGGUGACCGACACGUGGGCGUCGGUGACCAGCAUGCCGGACAUCCAAAAGGCGGUGUUGUUCAACGGCUACGAAGUGGAGGAGAGCUUCUUCUUCACCGCCGUGAAGGACCAAAUGGUGACCGGUUUCGGAAGUUACAACUACGAGAAACGGAUCCAGCUGAGUUUCAUGUCGGACGAAUCGUCGAUGCAAACGAAGGAGGAUUGCGAUGUGAUGGUGGAGGAGUUCUUCAAGAGCAUCGAGCAGCUGAAAGAUGAGGUAGUCAAGAAGAAAUGAAACUUAAGAGUAUUGUAUUGUUCUCGAUAAAUUGGUUAAAUUGAUCUUUGUAAAUGGGAAUGUUUUUAAUCUACUUGUGUGUUGUGUUACAUGUAGAGAUGUUUGUGUUUUAUGCCUUUAUCGGCUGUAUAAAUGCUUUUUAUGUGUAAAAAUUGUAGAUUUAAGUGGUUCUUUUUUUAAUAAAUUGCUAAUACUGAAU
Phyllotreta striolata is the source of this 1810-nucleotide messenger RNA. The record is from the annotation of a GenBank genome assembly. Lineage: Eukaryota; Metazoa; Arthropoda; Insecta; Coleoptera; Chrysomelidae.